Molecule: messenger RNA, 1107 nt
Organism: Candidozyma auris
Lineage: Eukaryota; Fungi; Ascomycota; Pichiomycetes; Serinales; Metschnikowiaceae
Gene: CDC10
Product: septin CDC10
Exons: 2
Coding region: 1-1107 (368 amino acids)
Biological process (GO): cytoskeleton-dependent cytokinesis
Cellular component (GO): microtubule cytoskeleton; septin ring; cell division site
Molecular function (GO): GTPase activity; molecular adaptor activity; GTP binding
Source: RefSeq, a predicted model, not a curated record
AUGUCGACCUUGGAGGAAAACGUCAUUCAGCCAGUGAAGUAUGUCGGAUUCGACACCAUUACCUCGCAGAUCGAAAACAGAUUGUUGAAAAGAGGGUUCGCUUUCAACAUCAUGGUGGUGGGCAGAUCCGGGUUGGGCAAAACCACCCUCGUCAACACAUUGUUCUCGCUGAAGUUAGCCACAACUCAAGGCCGCCGUUCUGCAGAGGCGCCCAUUGAGAAGACCACGGAAAUCAAAGUGCACUCUCAUGUGUUGAACGAGAACAACGUCCGGUUGAACGUGAACGUGAUUGACACCCCUGGUUUCGGCGACCAGGUCAACAACGAUAAGUGCUGGGAGCCUUUGGUCAAAGAGCGGUUUAUCCCCGACACCCGUGUCCACUGUAUCUUGUACUUCAUCCCACCUUCGGGCACGAAGUUGAAGCCUUUGGACGUGCAGGCGCUCAAGAAACUUACCGAGAUCGCCAACGUUGUGCCAGUGAUUGCCAAAAGCGACUCUUUGACGCCCAACGAGAGAACGGCGUUCAAGAGGCAGUUGCAAAAUGACUUCAUCAAGCACAAGUUCAACAUUUACCCAUACGAGUCGGAUGAUUUGUUGGACGAAGAGAAGGAGUUGAACAGCGACAUCAAGGCUCUCAUCCCAUUCGCUAUUUCUGGGUCUGAGCGUGAGAUUGAGCUCAACGGCGAGCUUGUCAGAGGAAGAAAGUCCAGAUGGGGCGCCUUGAACAUCGAGGAUGUGCUGCAAUGUGAGUUUGUGUUCUUGAGAGACUUCUUGACGAGAACCCACUUGCAAGACUUGAUAGAGACUACAGCGUUGGUGCACUACGAGGGCUUCAGAACGAAGCAGUUGAUUGCAUUGAAGGAGAACGCCUCCAACCCAAACAGGCAGUCGAACGUGCUUAGGAACCAUAUCCCCGGCACUGCUCCAGGACAUGCUUCCGUGGGUGCUGGUACUGCCAACGGAACUGGUGCCCAAGAAACUGCCAAUGGCCACGCCGAAGGUGGGGCCGCUGCGGCUGCAAACACCAACAACACAGUCUACCAGCAAGGCAUGGGCACCUCCAGAAGCAUGGUGCUGAGUCUUGUGGACGGCAAGGAGCAGAGGUAG